CGCACAUUACUGAUACCACAGGUUUUGAUCUUCGUCCAACAAAAGCUGAGAUGUGUUACUAUGAGCAAUACUCUAUGGCUUGUGGAGACUGGAAGUGGGGCAAUUUCAGGGCACACUGUAGCAAGGAGUACAGAACAGGUGAAACUUGCGAGAUGAAACUUGUCUGGGAGUCCAUCCCUCUUUCCGACAAGUGCAAGUAUUGUAUUAAGAUUGACACUAAGCAUGGGAAAAUUGCGAAGGAGGAAGCGAGGAUUAAAAAAUGGAGAAAUGAGGGUCCUGGGUACAGGAGAGCAUCGAUUGAGCAAGCCGAGGAGGCCAUCACUGUAAUGCAAGACGAAAUUUGUGAGCUUAACUACCAACGAGCGAGCUACAAGCACCUUGUGGCGCCAACCCGGUCUACCAGUACAUCUUCAACUGCUAUUAUGAAGUCUUAUGUGACCGUCCCUAUUCCAGAGACGAGUCCUUCCACUGGAACUCGGAAAAGACUAUUUUCGACAAAGCGAUAA
This is a messenger RNA of Mollisia scopiformis, 506 nucleotides long. RefSeq lists its product as uncharacterized. The record is from RefSeq and is a predicted model, not a curated record. The transcript has a single exon. The coding region runs from base 51 to 506 and encodes 151 amino acids. NCBI's taxonomy places the organism in Eukaryota, Fungi, Ascomycota, Leotiomycetes, Helotiales, Mollisiaceae.